Molecule: messenger RNA, 1053 nt
Organism: Tetrahymena thermophila SB210
Lineage: Eukaryota; Ciliophora; Oligohymenophorea; Hymenostomatida; Tetrahymenidae
Product: aldo/keto reductase family oxidoreductase
Exons: 1
Source: RefSeq, a predicted model, not a curated record
AUGGAGUAUAGAUUAUUAGGUAACACUGGAUUGAAAGUUUCAGUGAUAAGUUUUGGUAAUGGAUUUUCAAGUGCAAAUCCCGAUUAGUAAAAGUUAACCACUGAAAGUGUCAAAAAAGCUUGGGAUUUGGGUAUUAAUUUCUUUGAUACUGCAGAGUUUUAUGGACUUGGCGAAGCUGAAAAGUAGCUCGGAGUUGCUAUUAAAGCUCUCGAUGUUCCUAGAGAAGAUUUAGUUGUUUCUACUAAGAUUUUUUUGGGUGCUGAAUUUGGACAUAAGGUUAAAGUGAAUCAAAUAGGUUUAAGUAGAAAGCACAUCAAAGAAGGUGUAAAGAAUUCACUAAAGAGACUCUAAUUAGACUAUGCAGAUGUAGUUUUUUGCCAUAGAUUUGAUCAUGAAACACCUCUUGAAGAAGUUGCUCGUACUUUUACAGAGUUAAUUUAAGAAGGUUACAUUCACUAUUGGGGUACUUCUGAAUGGAGUGCUGCUUAAAUCUAUGAAGUCAGAGAAGUUUGUGCUGAAAAAAAUCUUAUCAAACCCUCAGUUGAAUAACCUUAGUACAAUAUGCUUGUCAGAGAUAGAUUUGAAGCAGAUUUUGUUCGUCUCUUCGAUAAACAUAAAAUGGGUGCUGCUAUUUGGAGUCCUUUAGCUUAUGGCUUCCUCACAGGAAAGUACAAUGAUGGCAAUAUCCCUUAAGGAUCUAGAAAGGCUUCUUCUAAUUUUUAAGAUUUUGUUGAUAUUGCAUGGGAUCAGUUCUUCGGAGAAGGAAAAAGAGAAAAAACAUUACAGGCUUUAAGAAACCUUGAAGCUUUGGCUAAGGAAUUAGGAAUGUCUUAAACACAGCUAGCCAUGAGUUGGGUUAUCGCUAAUAAAGAUGUUUCUACUGCCAUAACAGGAUGCUCAAGAGUAGAGUAAUUAGAUGAGUCAGUAAAAAGUGUUCAACUUUACAAAAAGAUUACUCCAGAAGUUGAAAAAAGAAUCAAUGAAAUACUUGGUAAUACACCUGACCAAGGCAUCAACUUCAAAACUUUUACACCUUUUCCUCCAAGAAGAUGA